AUGUGGUGUCCAGAAAUUGAUAAAGAACUACUUCCCAUAAAAAUGCAUUACUUUUUUGGAUUUGGCGCAUUAGCUCCCGUUUUUCCGUUUUUGACCACUAUCAGCAAACAACGAGGUUAUUCUGCAUUAGCAAUUGGCAUCGCGUUAACGAUCUUGCCAGUGCCCAUCUUCUUUGUGAGACUACUAGUUGGAGCUGUCACAGAUGCCUACGAAUGCAGAAAACUUGCUCUGUUCAUAUCGCAGCUACUUAUGAUACUCACCGUCAUCGGAUUAAUCUUUCUGCCAGGAUCGGUGCACGAACGUGAAAACCGACAUAGUAAGUAUGGACAACAGAGAUUGUGGGGAGCUGUCGGCGUGGGAACAAUUUCUAUUUUUUCCGGCGCAUUUGUCGAUUGGUUUAGCAAAGACGAAAUUCACAAAGACCAAACUUCCGGAUAUUUGGUAUCGAUAUUUUGUGUACUGCUCGAUAUCUACGUCACUACUAAAAUUAAGGUUGUCCAAGACAGAGAAGAAAGUGUUGUAGACGAUUUAAAACACGUCAUAUGCAGUUUAAGAGUAUUUGUAUUUUUAUUAACUGUCGUGUGUUUUGGAUUCUUCAUUUCGUUUAUUUGGAACUUCGAGUUUUGGUACCUUGAAGACUUGGCACGAGUGUACCAUCCUGAAACGAGAAAAUGGAUUAAAACUGUCGAAGGAUUAUCUCAAACGAUUCAAUGUUGCUUAGGCGAAGUGCCUGCUUUUAUUUUUUCAGGUGUGAUAAUUAAUUACUUGGGCGAUAUGAACGUGUUUACGUUCUCAUUCAUGGCGUACGCUCUACAAUUUUAUUUGUACUCAGUUUUCACCCAUCCCCUUUGGGUUUUAACUGUCGAACCUCUAAAUGGAAUAACAUUUGCACUGGCUUACACAGCCGCUAUUUCUCAUGCGUCUGAUUUAGCUCCAGUCGGCGCCGAGGGAACAAUUCAAGGAUUCGUCGCGACGGCCUAUGUAGGAAUAGAAGAUAUAUGUGGACUUCUUGAGGUGGAUUCGGAUGAAGAUGAGCAAAUUGAUGAUCAAGACGAUAUUGAUUUUGAACCUAAAGCCAUUAAAGAAAAUUAA
Adelges cooleyi (spruce gall adelgid) is the source of this 1092-nucleotide messenger RNA. Its product is annotated as major facilitator superfamily domain-containing protein 6-B-like. The coding region runs from base 1 to 1092 and encodes 363 amino acids. Lineage: Eukaryota; Metazoa; Arthropoda; Insecta; Hemiptera; Adelgidae. Gene Ontology annotation, cellular component: membrane. The record is from RefSeq and is a predicted model, not a curated record. The transcript has 7 exons.